This is a messenger RNA of Pristis pectinata (smalltooth sawfish), 655 nucleotides long. RefSeq names its product histone H4-like. Gene Ontology annotation, molecular function: structural constituent of chromatin; protein heterodimerization activity; DNA binding. The record is from RefSeq and is a predicted model, not a curated record. Bases 13 to 312 code for a protein of 99 amino acids. The transcript has a single exon. Gene Ontology annotation, biological process: nucleosome assembly. Gene Ontology annotation, cellular component: nucleosome. Lineage: Eukaryota; Metazoa; Chordata; Chondrichthyes; Rhinopristiformes; Pristidae.
UCAUUGAGCAUCAUGUCUGGCAGAGGAAAAGGAGGCAAAGGUCUGGGCAAAGGUGGAGCCAAGCGGCACCGUAAAGUGCUCCGUGAUAACAUCUCGGGCAUCACCAAACCAGCCAUCCGGCGUGGCGGCGUCAAGCGCAUCUCGGGGCUGAUCUACGAGGAGACCCGAGGGGUGCUGAAGGUUUUUCUGGAGAAUGUGAUCAGGGACGCGGUAACCUACACCGAGCACGCCAAGCGCAUGACGGUGACUGCCAUGGAUGUGGUGUACGCUCUGAAACGCCAGGGCCGCACUCUCUAUGGCUUCGGCGGCUGAAGAACUCUGCCCUUUCUCCCCAACACAACACAAAAGGCUCUUCUCAGAGCCACCCACCGCCUCACAGAGGGAGCAGUGACCCGGCAGCAUGAGUCGAUGGAAACUUUAAUUAUUUCAUUUUGGUUAAUGCAUUUGUUGAUAUAUUGGGGGUUCAAUGUAGAGUUCACGGUAGAUUCCUGUGAUCAUUUUAAAUGCACCUUCGGCUUUGUUCUCACAAAGCCCUUUGUGAAUGCAAUAAAAUUAAUAUUUGUCCCAAUCCUGUUCUCUGUCUCCCGCAGAACUGAAUUCCGACAGCUCGGGAAGCGAUUGAGCAAGUGUGCUGCAUACGUUCAGAUUCAGCUCA